CUCGGUCUCUGACUCAGCAGCGAGUUAGAAAUGGCUUUUACUGUUCAUCUUCUGCACUCUCUUCUUUUGACUCUUCUAUUAUUCACGCCUUCUUCCCACAUCGAAUCAGCUUCUCUAUCUCUUGUCACAGACAGAGAAGCUUUGAUAUCGUUUAGAUCAAAGUUAAGUGUUGAUUCUCCAAACCCUUUCUCUUCUUGGGACAAAAACACAUCUCCUUGUGAUUGGACAGGCGUUUCUUGUGGCACAAGAAACCUGAGAGUGAUUUCGCUGAACCUCUCUGGUUUAGGGUUCACUGGGUUUAUCAGCCCGAGUAUCGGCAAUCUCUCUUUCCUCACAUCCCUUCAACUCCAAAGAAACCGACUUUACGGUCCUAUUCCCGAAGAGAUCGCCAAUCUUUUUCGCCUAAGGAAUCUCAACUUGAGCUCAAACAGCUUAGAAGGAUCGUUGCCUUCCAACACAAGCAAACUUGUCGAGCUCAAAGUCUUGGACUUGACGUCAAACAAGAUCUCAGGCCCUAUUCCCGUCAAUAUCGGCUAUCUAACAAAACUUCAAGUCCUAAGCUUGGGAAAGAAUCUUCUUCAUGGUCCUCUCCCUCCAUCUAUGGCGAACCUGUCAUUACUCACCGUUCUAAACCUGGACACAAACUCUCUCAACGGCCCUAUUCCCGAGAGUUUGAGUCGUCUUCGCAGGCUGAAAGUUCUUGAUCUGUCCAUAAACAAUCUCACGGGCACCAUUCCUCCGUCCAUUUACAACAUGUCUUCUUUAGUUUCUUUGGUACUUGCCUCAAACAACUUGUGGGGUGAAUUCCCUGGUAACGUGGGCUACACGUUACCGAAUCUUUUAGUCUUCAACAUGUGUUUCAACAAGUUCUCUGGGCGAAUUCCGGCUUCUCUGCAUAACCUUACGAAUAUAAAGGUCAUCCGUAUGGCACAUAACCUUCUACAAGGGUCCAUUCCGCCGGGUCUAGGGCGUCUUCCGUUCCUUGAAAUGUAUAACGUCGGCUUCAACAAGAUUGUCUGGGCUGGUGAUAAUGGUCUGGAAGAUUUCAUUGUUUCGUUGACAAACAGUACUCGACUUAACUUCCUCGCGUUCGAUGGGAAUGAUCUGGAUGGCGUUCUUCCGGAGUCCAUCGGAAAUCUUUCCAAAGAUCUCUCGAAACUUUACAUGGGGGGGAACCGAAUCUCGGGCAAGAUUCCGGCAUCCAUGGCUCAUCUCACUGGCUUGGCCCUUCUAAACAUGAGCUACAAUUCGUUAUCGGGUGGCAUCCCUCAAGAGAUUGGAAACUUGCAGAAGUUGCAAAAGUUUGAAGUCGCAGGAAAUCAACUUGUUGGGAGAAUUCCCGAUUCUCUUGGUAACCUUGUUGAUCUUAACGACAUCAAUUUAUCGCAAAACAAUCUAGAAGGUCCAAUUCCCAUGUCAUUCGGAAACUUCCGAGGCUUGUUGUCCAUGGAUCUGUCUAGUAACAGGUUAAAUGGAAGCAUACCGAGGGAAAUUUUUAACCUCCCCAGUCUGAGUACUGUCUUGAACCUAUCCAAGAACGUUCUGUCGGGUCCUAUUCCUCAAGCCAUAGGUCGUUUGGAAAGUCUAGUUAGCAUCGAUCUCUCUGAUAACCGGUUAUCUGGCAAUAUUCCUCAAUCUAUCCGAGGUUGUAAUAGCUUGGAAAAGCUAAACAUGGCCAGGAAUCAGCUUACGGGUCCAAUACCAGAUACGUUCAUAGAUGUUAAAGGCUUAGAGUCUCUUGACCUUUCUUCAAACCAACUCUCUGGUUUCAUUCCUCUCAACCUACAAGAUCUUCAUGCCCUUCGAUUGUUGAACCUUUCCUUCAAUAAUCUCGAAGGAAUGAUUCCAUUUUUCAGUAGCAACCUUAGUGUUCACCUGGAAGGCAAUCCAAAACUAUGCUUGCUAACCACUUGUCGGAAGCGUCGAAGGCAUGAAAAACUCUUGAAAACGAGUAUUAUCGUUAGUGCAACAGCAACACUUGCAGUAUGCGUGAUGAUUUUCUUGUUUCUCUUCUCGAGGAAUAGAAAAGAAAAGCUUGUAGCUCCGGCUUCUCCGCUCAAGGAACCGUUCAUAAAUGUCUCAUACGAUGAGCUCCGAAAGGCAACCGACACUUUCAGCUCUGAAAAUCUAAUUGGUGCCGGAAGCUUUGGAUCGGUAUUCAAAGGGAUCGUACGAGGAGCUUUCGUAGCGGUAAAAGUGAUCGACCUCAAAACAAAUGGAUAUUAUAAGGGCUUUGUCGCAGAGUGCGAAACGCUGAGGAAUGUUAGGCACCGGAAUCUCGUCAAACUAAUAACUUCAUGUUCGAGCUUGGACUUCAAGAACGUCGAGUUUCUCGCUUUGGUUUACGAGUUCCUAUGCAACGGGAGCUUGGAUGAUUGGAUUAGCGGAAAAAGGAGAAAACCCGACGGAAACGGUCUAAAUGUCGAGGAAAGGUUGAAUGUGGCCAUUGAUAUUGCAUCAGCAUUGGAUUACUUGCACAAUGACUGUGAAAUUCCGGUGGUGCAUUGCGAUAUUAAACCGAGCAACGUUCUUUUAGACGAAGAAAUGGUUGCAAAGGUCGGAGAUUUCGGAUUAGCGAGGUUACUGGCGAACGCCAUGACCAAUAUGGCGCCCCCUCAAGCUUCUAUAAGCUCCACACAUGUCUUGAAAGGCUCCAUAGGUUACAUUCCUCCAGAAUACGGAAUCGGCGAGGAGCCGUCGAAGGCGGGUGACGUGUACAGCUUCGGAGUAAUGUUGCUGGAGAUUUUCAGCGGCAAAAGGCCCACCCACGACAGCUUCGCCGGCGAUCAGAAUCUGAUCGAGUGGAUAAGUUCCUCCUCCGAGGAUGUGGUCAAGGUGAUAGAUCCCCAGCUCGUGGCUUCGUCAGACGAUCAGACUCCGACAAAACUCGGAACUCGGAUCGAUUGUCUGAAGAGUGUUUUGGAAAUCGGAUUGGCCUGCACUUCGUAUGCUGCUAAUGAACGCAUGGCCAUGAGAGAGGUGCUUCGCAGGCUGAAAUCCACCCAGUUCUCUCUUCUCAAGCACAUCUGAUUGUGUGUGAAAAAUACGUGUAUAUAUAUAUAUAUAUAUGUGUUGUAAUGAAAUACCUCCUAGGUUCAAUUAAUAUGCUGCUGAUGAACGGAUGAGUGAGAGGAUACACAUAUGUACUGUACGUAUAUAUAUAUAUAUGCGAACUUUAGAUUUUAAUAAUUUGGAAAUGAUGAAAUACCUCUUAGUUU
Molecule: messenger RNA, 3218 nt
Organism: Tarenaya hassleriana
Lineage: Eukaryota; Viridiplantae; Streptophyta; Magnoliopsida; Brassicales; Cleomaceae
Product: putative receptor-like protein kinase At3g47110
Exons: 2
Coding region: 31-3030 (999 amino acids)
Biological process (GO): protein phosphorylation
Molecular function (GO): protein binding; protein kinase activity; ATP binding
Source: RefSeq, a predicted model, not a curated record